CAUCCAUCUUACCAGGGAGGGGUUUCAGUCCAGCUCAGCUCAGCUCAGCUCUACUCUACUCUAUCUACUCUUCUCCUCAACGCUCGACUUUCCAUCUCCGCCAGCCUCGCCCUCCCGUCCCGCCAUUACGCCUGCGUCGAGCCCACGCCUCCUCAUUCACCACUCGCAUCAUCGUCCUCUGAAGCCGCAUUUCCCCGCCAUCACGAGCCAAAUCCAUCCGUCACAAUGGCCGAGUUUGUGCGAGCGCAGAUCUUUGGCACCACCUUCGAGAUCACCUCACGGUACUCGGACCUCCAGCCCGUGGGCAUGGGAGCCUUUGGCCUCGUCUGCUCUGCGCGAGACCAGCUCACCAACCAAAAUGUCGCCGUCAAGAAGAUCAUGAAGCCCUUCAGCACGCCCGUACUCGCUAAGCGGACGUACCGUGAGCUGAAGCUGCUCAAGCACCUCCGACACGAAAAUGUCAUUUCUCUCAGCGACAUCUUCAUCUCUCCCCUCGAGGACAUCUACUUCGUCACAGAGCUUCUUGGCACCGACUUGCACCGAUUAUUAACCUCCCGACCCCUCGAGAAACAAUUCAUCCAAUACUUCCUCUACCAGAUCAUGCGAGGCCUGAAAUAUGUCCACUCGGCCGGCGUCGUCCACCGCGAUCUCAAGCCCAGCAACAUCCUCGUCAACGAAAACUGCGAUCUCAAGAUUUGCGACUUUGGUCUUGCCCGAAUCCAGGACCCGCAGAUGACGGGCUAUGUUUCAACACGAUACUACCGCGCCCCCGAGAUCAUGCUCACGUGGCAAAAGUACGACGUCGAGGUCGACAUCUGGAGCGCCGGGUGCAUCUUCGCCGAGAUGCUCGAGGGUAAGCCCCUGUUCCCGGGCAAGGACCACGUGAACCAGUUCUCCAUCAUCACCGAGCUGCUGGGCACGCCACCGGACGAUGUCAUCAACACUAUUGCUAGCGAGAAUACGUUGCGGUUCGUCAAGUCGCUGCCCAAGCGUGAGAGGCAGCCUCUGCGAAACAAGUUCAAGAAUGCAGACGAUUCGGCUGUCGAUCUCUUGGAGCGCAUGCUCGUCUUCGACCCCAAGAAGCGAAUCACGGCCACCGAAGCCCUGGCCCACGAGUACCUCGCGCCAUACCACGACCCUACUGACGAGCCGGUUGCCGAGGAAAAGUUUGACUGGAGCUUCAACGACGCCGACCUUCCUGUUGACACCUGGAAGAUUAUGAUGUACUCGGAAAUUCUGGACUACCACAACAUAGAGGGUGGUGUCCCAAACAUGGACGAGCAGUUCCCGCCGCAGUAGAUUGACAACAUGGAGGACCACAUACUCGGAUUACAGGGUGGCAUACAGGGAUUUGAACCACUGCACAGAAGAAGACGGAUACAGGAACGCGCGGCAGUAGACAGACGAGACCGUUACACGACUCGCAAUGGCCAGCGCACCUUGUUUCCGCGACCUAUGUGUUUGCAGUUUCCGGCGUUUCGGAGGGCAAGACUGGCAACGGAGGGGGAAAGGGGAGAGGCAACAGGAAGGGUUUAAAUACGUUGUAAAGACU
Molecule: messenger RNA, 1552 nt
Organism: Trichoderma reesei QM6a
Lineage: Eukaryota; Fungi; Ascomycota; Sordariomycetes; Hypocreales; Hypocreaceae
Gene: tmk3
Product: mitogen activated protein kinase
Exons: 9
Coding region: 226-1299 (357 amino acids)
Biological process (GO): stress-activated MAPK cascade; osmosensory signaling pathway; cellular response to oxidative stress
Cellular component (GO): cytoplasm; nucleus
Molecular function (GO): ATP binding; MAP kinase activity
Source: RefSeq, a predicted model, not a curated record